AGGUCAAUUCUGCUACGCCAUCGCCGGCCGGUAUCUGCAGUGACUCCCCUGCGUGCACCACUCUCUCGCAGAGUUUCGCUUUUCUCAGUCUGUUAUUCGUCCGAAGGUAUCAUCCGCUGGCUGAAAUAAUCGCGAAUUUGUACGUUCGGUACCGAAAGGCCAAUUCCGCACGGAGAAAAAGCUGGACACCGGAGUAGACUUCCUAGGUGAACUUGCACACCAACGGCGUUUGUUCGGUUUCAGGCCACGGCGGAAUUAUUCUUUCUUAACCCCUCGUGGAGGCCAACGUUGUCAGUCAACGUUGGAAUCGCUAUAUGAUCUCAGACGUCCAUGGGAAUGCUAAAUUGGCUUCCGGUCCAGGUGGGAAGUCACCGAUAGCGUCGGAAAAGGCCUCGACUAUGCCGUGGAACUUGUCCACCGACACGUCGUCAGAGGCACCGACUAGGCCCCCAUUGAACUCCCAGCAGUCGAAUUCCCUCCCUUCAACGCCGUAUCAACAUGCGCGGAACCUCUCCUUCCACUCCCGAUCCCCCUCCCCUCCGCACGGAAGCACUUCCCCUCGGUCGACCCAUUCCGAGUCCACGCACCUACCGCCAUCCUUACGAAAACCGUUCUCCGGAUGUAAAUAUGAAACCGCCAUGGCCUUCUUCCGGAGAAGGAUACCGUAUAGCCUGGGUGCCGAUCUGUUGCCGGAGGAGAGGGAAGGUCUCAAGGAACGGUUGGAGCCGGAGGAGGAGAAGAAACUCACCGACGAUAUGUUGGAGGUAUAUGAUCGAUUACUGCCGUCUGCGGAGAGUGAUGAUCGACGACGCCAACUUGUUCGCAAGUUGGAAAGGCUAUUCAACGAACAAUGGCCUGGUCGGGAUAUCAAGGUCCAUGUUUUUGGGUCGUCAGGGAAUAAACUCUGUUCAAGCGACUCGGAUGUGGAUAUCUGUAUAACAACGACAUAUAAGGAGCUCGAGCAUGUCUGUUUGCUAGCGGAGGUUCUUGCACGACGUAAGGGGAUUUCCUUGAUUCCUCCAGGUCGCGAUCCCCAGCUAACGUUUUUGACAGAUGGCAUGGAACGGGUCGUUUGUGUUUCUCAUGCAAAAGUUCCCAUCGUGAAGAUCUGGGACCCGGAGUUACAGUUAGCCUGCGACAUGAACGUGAACAACACAUUGGCGUUGGACAAUACGCGUAUGGUUAGGACCUACGUCGAGAUUGACGAGCGUGUGAGGCCGUUGGCUAUGAUCAUCAAACAUUGGACGAAACGGAGGAUACUCUGCGAUGCCGGAUUGGGUGGCACGUUAAGCUCCUAUACAUGGAUAUGCUUGAUCAUUAAUUUCCUCCAAACGCGGGACCCUCCAAUUCUCCCCAGUCUUCAGGCUCGGCCCCAUGAGAAGAAGAUUUCGCCGGAAGGAUUGGUUUGCUCAUUUGACGAUGACCUUGGCAGUCUGGCUGGGUAUGGACGGAAAAACAAGCAAAGCUUAGGCGACCUGCUUUUCCAGUUCUUCAAGUAUUAUGGCCAUAAGCUCAACUACGAAAAGUACGUUGUAUCCGUUCGAGAGGGUAAGCUGAUUUCGAAGGAAGCCAAGGGGUGGCACUUACUCCAGAAUAAUCGCCUCUGCGUGGAAGAGCCUUUCAAUACGUCGAGAAAUUUGGGAAAUACUGCGGAUGAUACAUCCUUCAGAGGCGUCCAUCUCGAACUACGAAGAGCAUUCAAGGCUUUGUCGCAAGGAGAACUUGAGCUCUGUUGUGAGCAAUACGAGUAUCCACCCGAGGAAGAGCGGUCGUGGGAGCGGCCGCCUCCUCAACCACGGCCUGUUCUCACCGCACCUCCGUCUUCCCGGGGCGGUCGUGGCGGUGGCCGUGGUGGGCGACAUUCGAACCAAUACCCUCGUGGUGGACAUAAUGGCAGCCGUCGGUCUUCAAAUACGCCGCAUAAGUCCAAUAGCUUCCGCCAAGCCAGCAACGGUAUGAGUGCAUCGGAACUAUCUCUGCAAGCGCAGCAAGCUCAAUAUCUUCUUCAUGAUCAUCUCUACCAGCAGAUUCAGAUCCUCCAAGCCCAGGAACAGGAACUCCGAUUACAGCUUCAAAAUCAAGCACUUCUCACCGGGAGACCACCACCUGUGCUUAUCCGCCAGCCAUUCAUGCAGUUUCCGAUGCCUCAGCAACAGGAGUCAACCGGCGACGACAACUCUCGCUCAAGGUCCGGAACAGCAAACCACGGAACGCAGCUCCGCCAGCAUGUCUACUAUGGCACCCCGUACCUUCCGGUUGCGAUGACGGGCGUGCAAGGCAAUAGUACAACUAACCCACCAUCGCCAUCUGCGCCAACUGCUAUGCCAGAGCUUCGGCGCAAUCCACGUCGAUCGUCAGUUGCGAACGGCUCCCCAGGCGGAUCGCUCAGAGCGCAGUCGCAGCCCGCGCGGUCGGUUCACUCCCUUCCGAGCUUUGCCCCAAUAUACUCCAUGACGCAAGAUCCCCCACAAGGUUCAAAGCAGCGCAAUACGCCUGCAUCACCUGAUGGUGCGCAGAGCGAAGAAGACAGCAACUUCAUGCCUAGUAGUAUGCCCAAUGUGUCUCGCUCUCCAUACUUGGAUGAAAGUCGGCCCGCCGAGUAUAUGGCCUACUACCUUGCCACCUCACCACAAUUGCAGACAUAUCAUCAGAACGCCAUGUUGUCUCCACUGCAAACACCGGUAGGCUUAGCAUUACCGAACGGCACUAUCAUGCCCUUCGUUACCAACUCUCACGAAUAUCUGUCUACACUCGGCCCCCAUGAAGCAUUUGGUUCUUCUCCGGACAACGGCUCUACGCAGGCUUUUAAGGUUGGGUCAACGCAGCAGCGGGCAACGGCACGGCCCAUGGCAUCGGGCGGUCCCCUAAUUGUCGAUGGGUCGGUUCCUCUGACUGAACCGCGCAUUGCCCCUAUCUCUGCCGAGAACUAUGAUCCCUGUGGUGCCAUGAGCCAUUGUACAUCGACUUCGGAUGAUCACAAUACUGAUACCCCCGCCAGUGCCUCCGACGCAUUCUCUCAAGAUUACCAAGAUACGAGCUCGGUGGAAACCGACCAAACUCCGUACUUCGGCCGACAGGGAAUCGAUACUCGGAAACCAACCGACGCUUUGACCAACGGACACGGUGGGAAGCCCAGUCUGCUGUCAAGCCGUCUACAAAGCCUACAUCUCUCGAACAGCGAGAAAAUGACAGAGCCGUUGGCGAAGCCUGGUCCAGAAAAGCACAAGGCGGCUUUUUCUCACCAGGAAACCUCGGACAAGGACUCUUCUCGUCUCAGGCAUACGGCCGCGGAGAAGGGGGUGUCUGGACCGGAGCUACACGGGCCGUCGAAUGGUAAACGCAGACCAAAUGGCGUUGAUGUUUCAGAGAAGCUCAAUGGAAACUCUCAUAAGUCGAAACCUAAAAACCGCUCCGAUACUUCCCACCACGCUAGUGGGUCAGGCGACAAAGAACGGAAUGGUGGCCAUCCUACACGACGCACGAAUGGCACUGGCUCGACUACGCACGACUCUCAUGGCAACCACGCAAGUAGUGGCUGGCAGACAACCAAAAAGAAGCAGAAGAAGAAUGCCAGGUCGAAUGCAGAAAACCGCCACGGGUUCCAUGGCGGUGCCGAGCCCCUCCCUGCGGAUGAAUCUCUGAGAAAAGGCGGAUGAAGGCCCUGAGGAGAUCGGCUACACUCUUCAUUGGAUUUGCGCCGAGCAGCAUGAAUUACGAAUGUUUAGAAUGUGUCACAUGCCAUUGCAAUGAGCGAACCCAAGAUUACUUGUUGGAGUUCACAGCAUCUCGACCUGCUGGAUCAAUCUUUCACGAGGCGAUUAUAUCAGCAGUUCGUGCUAUUGCAUAGCACUUGUACAGUUUGUCGCAGCAAACUAUCGAGACGUUCGGCUUCCCGUCGAACGUUACCCCAAAAUUAUCGUCAAAAGGAGUUCAAGUCACUUGAACUAGAUCCUAUGACGCUGUAUAAAAUGAGGCAAUACCUCUUUGAAAAU
Messenger RNA from Aspergillus pseudonomiae, 3992 nucleotides. Its product is annotated as PAP/25A associated domain family. Gene Ontology annotation, biological process: RNA 3'-end processing. The transcript has 3 exons. The record is from RefSeq and is a predicted model, not a curated record. The coding region runs from base 315 to 3656 and encodes 1113 amino acids. Gene Ontology annotation, molecular function: nucleotidyltransferase activity. NCBI's taxonomy places the organism in Eukaryota, Fungi, Ascomycota, Eurotiomycetes, Eurotiales, Aspergillaceae.